AGACAGCAAAUCUUUUUUUUCCAGGGAUGGGUCAACUGCAAUGGAAAGAACCUUCUGUACGCUCCGAGUUCCCUUCCAAGAAACAUCACCAGUUUGGAUCUCUCCUUCAACUCCUUAGUCAUGCCCAGUCAUGGGACCCUUUUGAUGCAUUUCCCUUCCCUGCUGUCCCUAAAUCUCUCUAGCAAUGCUUUGCUCACGCUGUAUCCAGCAGUCUUCUCCAACCUCAGAGCACUACGCCUGCUGGAUGUGAGCAGCUGCAGCAUCUCCUACCUCCACUCAGAAGCUUUCAAAGGCUUAGUAAACUUACACACACUGCUCCUGGGAAACAACAAUCUCCGGGAGCUGGAUAUCUCUCUCUUCCUGCCCCUUGAGGCUCUUUUCCACCUGGACCUGCAGAACAAUGCACUGAUCUCUAUGGACACUUCAGUCCUGCAGCAUAUGGAGGCAGUCCCGCAGGUCCGUCUUGAAGGAAACCCCUGGGUCUGUGACUGCAUCACGUAUCCUUUGCAGCAGUGGCUCCGGCAUAGAAAAGCUGUGCAGGUCACCUGUGCAUCGCCCCCAGAGCUGUCGGGGCAGGACAUCACAGCUCUGGAUUUCCAAGACCUGGGCUGCAAGAAAAAGCAACGGUUUCCUCGGGCUGACAACAUGACCCUGCCACUGAUGACAGUGACCCAGAACAACACCACCGCACCUGCAGGGAAGGGGGGAAGGAGCUGGCCGUACCUGGUGGGCUUCCUGGUGGCUGCUAUCACCAUCUCCCUCCUGGUCGCAGUGGCUGCCAAGUGCAAGCUCUUCCACAAGAACUUUGCUAGUUACCGUCACCGGCCGCUGCCCGACACCAGCUCGAUUGGAGGCAGCCACAUGGAGGAGAGCACCAGCUGGGACAGGGACACCUCCGUCCGGGGGCUCAGUGAGAGCCUCCCCAUGCCUAACGCAGCUGGCCUGCAUGCUGAGGACGACGAUGGCUUCAUUGAGGACAACUACAUUCAGCCAAGUGAGCAGCUGCAAGACGAAGAAGAAAGGGGGUCACACAUCUCCAUCUGAGGCCAUAGGCCAACCACCUCCACUGCAGGGA
Messenger RNA from Tinamus guttatus (white-throated tinamou), 1075 nucleotides. It is a transcript of the gene CUNH1orf210, whose product is annotated as chromosome unknown C1orf210 homolog. Lineage: Eukaryota; Metazoa; Chordata; Aves; Tinamiformes; Tinamidae. Gene Ontology annotation, molecular function: protein binding. The record is from RefSeq and is a predicted model, not a curated record.